GCGUCCAUUGCGCUACAGAUUUUCAUUGGUUCUGGCCAGCCCUAUCUUCUGUCUUCUCUCAUCUCACCUCGUCUCCACCUUCAUCUCCCUCUACCUCAGUGACACGACUUCUAGGGCUUUUUCAUGUUGUUUGGCAUCACAAUCAAAAGCGGGAAGGGAAAAUUCAUAGACAAGAUUUGAUUUGAUUCAUUGCAAUCUACCUGCUGCAACCUCGCAUCUCGUGACAUGUCUUGUCUUUUGUUCCCCUCCAUUUACUGCCAUCCACACACCCUUUCCUCAUUUCUCAUCUCUUCUCCCCUCUCAUCCCCCGAAGUUUAUAGGCUGGCCGGCCGGCUGGUGUGGUUGCCUGCUUACUUGCUUCAUCAUCAUCAUUGUCUACUGUGGCGCACGUGGUCUUCGGUUUUUUUCGCUUGGUUUCCCUCAAUUCAGAUUUCUCCUGUCAAUAGUUGGUGGACGGAGUGUGCUCGGUUAUGGGUACAUGGUUGGUUGGUCGGCUGGUUAUGGUAUCUUUGAUUGGUAGUACAUGGUGUUGUAGUGUGGUUGCUUGUUAUCUAUCAUCU
Aspergillus neoniger CBS 115656 is the source of this 560-nucleotide messenger RNA. RefSeq lists its product as uncharacterized. The record is from RefSeq and is a predicted model, not a curated record. Lineage: Eukaryota; Fungi; Ascomycota; Eurotiomycetes; Eurotiales; Aspergillaceae. Bases 226 to 513 code for a protein of 95 amino acids. The transcript has a single exon.